This is a messenger RNA of Lemur catta (Ring-tailed lemur), 2299 nucleotides long. RefSeq names its product glucosylceramidase beta (gene GBA1). The coding region runs from base 176 to 1792 and encodes 538 amino acids. Lineage: Eukaryota; Metazoa; Chordata; Mammalia; Primates; Lemuridae. The transcript has 12 exons. Gene Ontology annotation, biological process: glucosylceramide catabolic process. Gene Ontology annotation, molecular function: glucosylceramidase activity. The record is from RefSeq and is a predicted model, not a curated record.
CCUAGGGCUGGAGCGGCGUCCGGCGCAGGCUCAGCUGGGCCACCUGGCCGGGCCCGCCCACUCUCCUUUGCAGGCUGCCGUGGGAUUCCCUUUGCCUCCGGUUGGGGCUGCUGUUUCGCUUCGACGAAGACACUCUGGAACCCCUGCAGUCUUCUCCUCAUCUGGUGACCCUGAGAUGAUGAAGUUUUUGAGUCCUUUCAGAGAGGAAUGUCCCAAGCACCUGGGUAGGGUAGGCAUCAUGGCUGCCAGCCUCGUAGGAUUGCUUCUACUUCAGGCGGUGUCCUGGGCAUCAGGUGCCCGCCCCUGCAUCCCUAAAAGCUUCGGCUACAGCUCGGUGGUCUGUGUCUGCAAUGCCUCAUACUGUGAUUCUCUUGACCCCCUGACACUUCCUGCCCCUGGCACCUUCAGCCGCUAUGAGAGUACACGCAGUGGGCGUCGGAUGGAACUGAGUAGGGGGACCAUCGAGGCCAAUCGCACGGGCACAGGGCUCCUACUGACCCUGCAGCCAGAAGAGAAGUUCCAGAAAGUGAAGGGAUUUGGAGGGGCCAUGACAGAUGCUGCUGCUCUCAACAUCCUUGCCCUGUCACCUCCUGCCCAGAAUUUGCUACUUAAGUCGUACUUCUCUGAAGAAGGACUUGAGUAUAACAUCUUACGGGUACCCAUGGCCAGCUGUGACUUCUCCAUCCGUAUCUACACCUAUGCCGACACCCCUGAUGACUUCCAGUUGCACAACUUCAGCCUCCCAGAGGAAGAUACCAAGCUCAAGAUACCCCUGAUUCAUCGAGCUCUGAAGUUGUCUCAACGCCCCAUCUCACUCAUUGGCAGCCCCUGGACAUCACCCACUUGGCUCAAGACCAAUGGGAAAGUGAAUGGGAAGGGGACACUCAAGGGACAGCCAGGGGAUAUCUAUCACCAGACCUGGGCCAAGUACUUUGUCAAAUUCCUGGAUGCCUAUGCUGAGCAUAAGUUACAGUUCUGGGCAGUGACAACGGAAAAUGAGCCUUCUGCAGGGCUGAUUAGUGGGUACCCCUUCCAAUGCCUAGGCUUCACUCCCGAACAUCAGCGAGACUUCAUUGCCCGUGACCUGGGCCCUGCCCUCGCCAACAGUACUCACCGUGACAUCCGCGUACUCAUGCUGGAUGACCAACGUUUACUGCUGCCCCGCUGGGCACAGGUGGUGCUGGCAGACCCAGAAGCAGCUAAGUAUGUUCACGGCAUUGCUGUGCAUUGGUACCUGGACUUUCUGGCUCCAGCAAAAGCCACCCUGGGGGAGACACACCGCCUGUUCCCCAACACCAUGCUCUUUGCCUCAGAGGCCUGUGUGGGCUCCAAGUUCUGGGAGCAGAGUGUGCGUCUCGGCUCCUGGGCUCGAGGGAUGCGGUACAGCCACAGCAUCAUCACGAACCUCCUGUACCAUGUCGUCGGCUGGACCGACUGGAACCUUGCCUUAAACCCUGAGGGAGGACCCAACUGGGUGCGCAACUUUGUUGAUAGCCCCAUCAUUGUGGACAUCACCAAGGACACGUUUUACAAACAGCCCAUGUUCUACCACCUUGGCCACUUCAGCAAGUUCAUUCCUGAGGGCUCCCAGAGAGUGGGGCUGGUUGCCAGUGAGAAGAACAACCUGGACACAGUGGCACUGAUACAUCCGGAUGGCUCUGCAGCAGUUGUGGUCGUGCUGAACCGCUUCUCUAAGGAUGUGCCUCUUACUAUCAAGGAUCCUGCCGUGGGCUUCCUGGAGACCAUCUCACCUGGCUACUCCAUUCACACCUACCUGUGGCGUCGCCACUGAUGCAGCAGACACUCAAGGAGGCACCAGGGCUCCGCAUGGACAUUAAAGGGACAGAGUCAACUAAGAUGCUAUCUGUGGUUAAAGAGGGCACAGCAGGGCCAGGGUGAGCUUACAGUGAUGUAAGCCCAGGGGCAGUGGUUUGGGUGACUCACUCUCCCCUUGAGUUGGUGCCAGGGGCUGGAGGCCCCUAGGGAAAGAUCAGGAAGCCCUGGAGCCCCCCAGCCCCCGUGCCUGUGUGAGCGUGUGCUGUGCUCGUUGCUUGUGGAAACUGGGCCGAAGCCCAGGGUGAGCUCAUUGUCUGUACAAACACAAGAUGGGAGGAGGGGGGCUAAGGAAAGGAAGAGACUAGGAAAGCUGGACCUGAAACUGGGGCUGUUUGACUUUCCUGGAAAUGCAGAACUGGGCCCUUGUAGAAGCCAAGAACCCCUGGAUAGGCUCAAGCACCCAGCUGGCUCCCAUGGCACCAGCUAGGAAAAAUGGCAGCCCCUUAAAGGAGAGAAUAUAUGA